UCAGCUGUUGACAAAGAGCUGCCUCACUGACUGCUUUCUGCUGUUGUGUGAACCGAUCACCUUAAAACGGGAAAUGGAGAGUUCAGCAUGGCAUCUCUCCCUGAAACUCAGUGACAAACCCAAGUCAGUCUUCCAGUUUCCAGACGCUGAACCAGGAGAUGUCCAUCCAGGCAGAUACCUGGUAUCAACACUGAAACAGCUAAUCUCAGCACAGUUAUCAGACUCCUUGCCUGACCCUGAUCUGAUAGACUUUGUGCAUUGUGGCUGCAUGCUCAAAGACGAUUUUACGUUAGACUCCUAUGGGAUUAAGUGUGGAUCAACAUUGCAUAUUCUUAAGAAGACAUGGCCAGAACCUGAGGUCAAGCCAGAGCCGGUGAACAGGUCAGCGGCUGCCAGAGAAUUCAGGAUGCUUCAGACAGCUUUACACUCCAAUGCAGUGUAUAGAGAUGCGGUGUUCAAGAUGCUGGGUAAUAAAGAAUCUUUGGACCACAUAAUAGUGGCCUCUCCAGGACUCAGUUCAGACCCUGUUGCUUUAGGUGUGCUCCAGGAUAAAGAUCUGUUUGUACAGUUUACAGACCCAAACUUGCUGGACAUGUUGAUCAGAUCUCACCCGGCAUUGGUCAACGCUAUCAUCUUGGUAUUACACUCUGUUACAAGCAGCAUGUUCAACCAAACCAGUGCCAGCUCUUCCCGCAACGUGACGGCCAGCUCUUACAAUGAAAUGCCAGGAGGUUUUCUGUUCGAGGGCAUGUCUGAUGAUGAGGAAGAUUUUCAGUCUGGAAAUAGGUCUGGCUCAUCAAGACAACAGAGACCGUCUGUAGGGUCCAGACCGUCGACACUGAGACAUAGCGGAGCCACAGGACCCCGUCCCAUCACCCAGAGUGAGCUAGCGUCAGCUCUGGCUUUAGCCAGCACACCCGAGGGCAGUGAAGUCACACCCACACUGGGUGGUCAGGAAAUGUCCUCAGCUGGGCCAUCAGUACCCUCAGGGGCUCCCGUCACAAGCAGUCUGCUCAGUCAGGCAUUGCAGCAAGCUCUACAGGCCUCUGGUGUGAGCUCACUACAGGGACGCUGGCAGUCUCAGAUGCAGCGGUUGAGGGAUAUGGGGAUCCAGGAUGAGGAACUUGCACUCCGCGCAUUAACAGCUACGAACGGAGACCUCCAGGCAGCUCUCGAGCUCAUCUUUGCUGGGGGAGGAGUUUUCUAAAGAUUUAACUGAGCCUUAAACUGCUGUAGACUAACCAGUGCUAACAGUUUACUGUUAAUUGCACAUUUACUUUUGCCUUAAACAAAUACUGCUUUUUUUAUUUUAUUAAACUGUAAUAAUAAACUAUAAUAAGCUUUGUAUUCAAUUAUUAUACCAGGUGUGCGAUUAUUGUCA
This is a messenger RNA of Xyrauchen texanus (razorback sucker), 1381 nucleotides long. RefSeq names its product ubiquitin-like protein 7. The transcript is spliced from 11 exons. The record is from RefSeq and is a predicted model, not a curated record. Gene Ontology annotation, molecular function: polyubiquitin modification-dependent protein binding. Gene Ontology annotation, biological process: ubiquitin-dependent protein catabolic process. Gene Ontology annotation, cellular component: cytosol. Lineage: Eukaryota; Metazoa; Chordata; Actinopteri; Cypriniformes; Catostomidae. The coding region runs from base 74 to 1207 and encodes 377 amino acids.